AUGGAGGGCAAAACUAUUUUGGUCGCUGUUCUCCUAGCGACACUUGGGAUAGCAGUUGGUGUUGCAGGUUUCGCCGCUGAAGCCAAGAGAGCUAAGACAUAUGAACUUCGAAUGCACAUAAACUAUGGUCUCAGACCUUUUUGCGACUACCCGAGUAGCCCAGCCGUGGGUCUAGCCAUAGCAGGGGCCAUAGCUCUUGUGCUAGCUCGUAUCAUAAUCACAGUAACCACUGACGGCUGUUGUUCGUGUUACCAACGGACCCCUAACGAGCCCAUAUGCGCCCAAUUCUUCCUUAUUAUAUCAUGGAUAACGUCUUCUAUAGCGCUUAUUUUAUUUAUUGCGGGUGCAAAGUUAAUCAGUCAAAAUACCGCGAAGGGAAGCAUCAAUGAUGGCUAUCAUUGUUACAUUUUAAACCCUGGGGUCUUCUCUGCAGCCGGUAUUGUGGGCGUCGUGAGCGUGCUUUUCAGUCUCGUCUAUUACAUUUUAUACGUCUUCGAUCAGCAUCGUGCAGCCAAGAAAUCAGAGGUAGAUCUAGAACUCGAGAAACCACCAGUCACCGAUGUCAAGAAACCAACAAUCAGUGAUGGCAUGAAGCCACAGGUGCCGUCGCAGAAACAUUGAAUAACCAGUAGUUACCGCCUCUUGGAUUCGUCGCUAUUGCUUAUGUAUCUUCUAUAUUUUUAUCUUUUGAUCAUCUGUUUUUUAAAUUGGAGAUUUGAAUUCUUUAUUA
Helianthus annuus (common sunflower) is the source of this 730-nucleotide messenger RNA. RefSeq lists its product as uncharacterized. Lineage: Eukaryota; Viridiplantae; Streptophyta; Magnoliopsida; Asterales; Asteraceae. Bases 1 to 621 code for a protein of 206 amino acids. The transcript has 3 exons. The record is from RefSeq and is a predicted model, not a curated record.